Messenger RNA from Acanthopagrus latus (yellowfin seabream), 6333 nucleotides. It is a transcript of the gene myom2a, whose product is annotated as myomesin 2a. Bases 731 to 5275 code for a protein of 1514 amino acids. Gene Ontology annotation, molecular function: protein binding. The record is from RefSeq and is a predicted model, not a curated record. Lineage: Eukaryota; Metazoa; Chordata; Actinopteri; Spariformes; Sparidae. The transcript has 39 exons.
CAGGGGGGGAGUGAGGAAGAGUGAGAGAGGGGAGGGGCGAAGCAGGAAGCUGCAUCGGCCUGAUAACCUGCCUCUCUGUCCUCCCAGCAGCACAGGGAGCCACAGACUUCCCCUCAGCCGGCACGUCUCACAUGCUGCCACGGCACCCAGAGGUGUACGUGCAGAGGGGCAGCGCGACCACACGGUGAUGUCAUCAUCCCCUCUUCCUGCCGCAUCACACUCGGCAUCAGCUAUAGGAUGAAGGGCAUCAGAUACAAAGAAAACCAUCUGUCAACAGCUCCUCAUGUAAAGACACUCGUGACUGACUGGUUUCUUAUCUCCUACAGCGCCGUCCACUCCCACAGCAACUGGUGUCAGCUUCACUUCAACAAGACGCUCAGUGACAUGAGGGUGCACGUGAAUGUUGGCUUCAAAUAUGUGCCUAGUAUUAUACAAACCUCUCACUGUAGCGUCAACACAAGAUUCAGUCAGUUUUUACUCUUCAGACGUACAUUAUCAUCAUCUCAGCAGUCUGUGGUGUUUAAAUGAACAAAAAUGAAGGAAAAUAAAGAAGAUGACAGAAAGAAAAGAAGAAAAGUACCGCUGAUACUUUUCUACACUGGGUUGGAUUCUUGCUCUUCUCCCUCGUUCAGCCCCCAGUCCAGGUCACAUCUCUGGCUUCUUUGUGAUGUAGAGACUCCAGAUGCUUUCUCUCACCGUGGAUAAAUAACAAGGAGCGUUUGCUUCUCGUAUGAAGGCGGGAGGUGGACGGUCUUCUGGACUCCGUUCGUCAGGACUCUUGCAGAAAUCAAGCUCUAAAUCAGUGAGCCAGGUGCAGGCCCAGGCCACAGAGGCUAUGGCGGAACCAGCGUACACCAUCCCGGUGUUCCGGCAGAGGACUGCCGAGGAGACUGAGGAGUAUCAGAGAGUGUCUACGAAUGUUGGGAAAGGACUGGCUGUGAUUCAGGAGGAGCUCAGCAGGAUGAGGAUAACCACCAAGGCCCGAGUGGACAGCCUGAACAUCCAGAGAGAGGUUAAGGACAUGAUGGCGAAGAGGCCAGAGUUUUUGGAUGACAUCCCCAAGAUGCCGGACUUCCUGGUUGCCCUGCGACCCCACACCGUGUGGGAGAAGACGCCUGUCAAACUGUUCUGCACCGUGCAGGGAAACCCGAGGCCCAUCGUCAAAUGGUAUAAAGGAGGCGUGCCAGUCGACCCCCUGAACGCCCCUGGAAAGUACAAGAUUGAAAACAAGUAUGGAGUCCACAGUUUGAUCAUUAGCAGGUGUGUUGUGAGUGAUACUGCUGAGUACAGCGCUGUGGCCACCAACCAGCACGGCACGGCCACCAGCAAGGCGACAGUGACGGUGAAGAGAGCGUCAGGAGCUGGCGAGUCCUGCCAUCUUGGUUUAGUGCCUCAUCUGACUGACAUCCAUCCCAGUAAGCUGGAGGUGACCCUGCUGGAUCGGUUCAAGGUGUCCUUCGGUGUGGAGGGCGGCUCCAUCAGUCUGGUCUGCAGCAUGGUGGUCAUCCCCAACCUCCCCAACGUACCGCCGAUCACCCAGUGGUACAGAGACGAUAAACUGCUGAAAGCCGGUAAGCUGGCUGAGAUGUCUGUGGGUGGAGGAGCCGCCCGUCUGACGCUGCCUCACCUGGCGAAGGACGACGAGGGUCUCUACACCCUCCGCAUCUUCACAAAGGACGGCACCGCUGAGCACAGCGCCUACCUGUUUGUUUCAGAUGCCGCCCCCUCUGUGGCCGGCGCCCCUGGAGCACCAAUGAGCGUGAAGGCGUACGACAUCAACUCUGACUACGUGCUGGUCGCCUGGAAACCCCCAAACACCGUCAAUGAGGCGGCGAUCACCGGAUACUUUGUGGAUCGGUGUGAGGCUGGCAGCGACACCUGGGUCCAGUGCAACGACGCCCCGGUGAAGGUUUGUAAAUACCCAGUGCACGGACUGAAAGUGGGCCGCUCCUACCACUUCCGCGUCCGCGCCGUGAACAGCGCCGGCAUCAGCAGGCCGUCCCGCAAGUCCGACAAAGUGACCGCACUCGACGAAGCCGAGAGCCAGAGGCUGCAAGUGAUUAAAAUCGAAGGAAAGUACGACAUAGUGAUCAAGGACGAUGACCUGGAAGGCUACGUAACGAUCCCGGGAGAGCCCACCGACGUGCACGCAUCCGAGAUUUUCAAAUCGUACGUCGUGCUGAGCUGGAAUCCUCCCAGCCCCCGCGGACGAGCUCCGCUGUGGUACGUCAUCGAGAAGUGCUUAGCAGGCACUGGAGCAUGGCAGCGGAUCAACACGGCAGUCAAACUGCAGUCCCCUCGUUACCCAGUUUUUGAUUUGCAAGACGGGCAAAAGUACCAGUUCAGAGUGUAUUCUGUCAACAUGUACGGGUCCAGCGAGGCCUCGGCGCCCUCAGAACCCGUCGAAAAGGUCGACGAGGACGGAACUGAGGUGUCGAUCGGCGUCCCCUCUGCUCCCGGUCAGGUUGUUGCCACCAGGAACACAAAGUCGUCCGUGUUCGUUCAGUGGGACGCUCCCAAGAGUCCCAAAAGCCUGAUGGGCUACUACAUCGACGGCCGCGUGGUCGGAGCCAAGGAGUGGUUCCCCUGUAACCACAAACCCUUCAAACACACCAGGUUUGUGGUCCACGGUCUGAUCCCGGGUGAGACCUACGCGUUCCGCGUCCAGGCCGUCAACGUCUUCGGCCUCAGUGAAGAGUCUCAGGAGUCGUCUCCCAUCGCUGUGGAGCCGGCGCUCGGUAAAGGGGUGGAGUACGCGACUCCCAGCGCUCCCUUCGGCAUCACCAUGCUGAGCUGCGACGGCGCCUCCAUCACUCUGGCCUGGAAGAGUCCCAAACACUGCGGCGGCUCCAAGGUCAACGCUUACUACGUGGACAAGCGCAACGCCGACUCUCUGGUGUGGAAGGAGGUCAACCAGGAGGCCAUCACCGAGAGGAUCUGCACCGUUGAGAAUCUGACCGAGGGAACCUUCUACGAGUUCAAGGUCCAGGCUGGUAACAUGGCCGGUGUCGGCGUGCCCUCAGAUCCCAGCGCCCCGAUGAAAUGUGAAGCUUGGACCAUGGACGAGCCGGGUCCGGCCUACGACCUGAGCUUCAGUGAGGUCAGAAGUCACUCCCUGGUCGUCCUGUGGAAGGCUCCAGUCUACACCGGAGCGAGCGCCGUCACUGGGUAUUUUGUGGAGAUGGCCAAGAAGGGCUCAUCGGAGUUUGUCACUCUGAAUGAGGAAGCCGUGAGCCACCGUUACCUGCAGGCGACCGGUCUGGAGGAAGGUGCAACCUACGUGUUCAAAGUUCGUGCUGUGAACGCGAGCGGCGUCGGAAAAGCUUCCCAGCUGUCUGAGCCGGUCUGUGCUAAAGCUCUGCCAGGCACCAAGGAGAUCGUGGCCAGCGUGGACGAGGAGACCGGAGACAUCUUCCUGUCUCUGGAGGCCUGCGAGAUCUGUGAGACGUCCAAGUUCAUUUGGUCCAAGAACUACAAACCCAUCGGCGACUGCCCCAGGGUGUCCGUCUCCACGAAGGGCAGAACCUCCAGACUGACUUUCACCAACCCUGACAAAGACGAUCUGGGCAGAUACUCUGUGGUGGUCACUGACACUGACGGAGUCUCUGGCAGCCACACUCUGACUGAGGACGCUCUGAACACCAUGCUGGAGCUCAGCUACGCCAUCAGACAUCCAGUUGUUCCUCUGAAACACGGUCUGAACUACGAGAUUCUGGAGAAGGGUCACGUUCGUUUCUGGCUGCAGGCCGUCAAGCUGUCGCCGUCUGUAUCCUACAGGUUCAUCGUGAACGACAAGGAGGUCACCAGCGGAGAGGGACACAAGAUCAGCCACGACGUGGCGACAGGAGUCAUCCAGAUGACGGUGGAUCAUUUCACCAGAGCCAACGAGGGCACUUACACCGUCCAGAUCCAUGACGGCAAGGCCAAGACCCAGAGCUCCCUGGUGCUGGUGGGAGACGUGUUCAAAGCUGCUCUGAAGGAAGCCGAGUUCCAGAGGAAAGAGCACAUCAGGAAGCAAGGUGCACAUUUCUCUGAGUAUCUGUACUUCACUGUCACUGAGGACUGCACCGUUAUGCUCGCCUGCAAGGUGGCCAAUGUGAAGAAGGAGACGACCUUCCACUGGUACAAAGAGGACGAAGAGAUCGUUCCAGAGACUCCUCCCAAUGUGAUGUCAGGAGCCUGCGCUCUUCCCAUCCCUCUGUUCUCCAGAAAAGAUCAGGGCAUUUACAAGGCCGUGCUCGGUGACGACAGAGGAAAGGACACGUCUGUGUUUGACAUCUCAGGACAAGUGUUUGAUGACAUCAUCAAUGCCAUCGCCCAGAUUGCUGGUGCGUCGGCCUCUGACCUGGUGCUGCAGUGUACUCCAGAGGGCAUCAGGCUUCAGUGCUACAUGAACUACUACACAGAGGAGAUGAAGACCGUCUGGAAACACAAGGAGAGUAAGAUCGCCUCCUCUGAGAAGAUGAGGAUCGGCGGCACGGCGGAGAUGGCCUGGAUGCAGAUCUGCGAUCCGUCCGACAAGGAGAAGGGUCACUACUCCAUCGAGAUCUCAGACGGUGUGAAGACCCACACCAGAACCUUCGACCUCUCAGGACAAGCGUACACUGACGCAUAUGAGGAGUACCUGAGACUUAAGGCAGCCGCAUUCGCUGAGAAGAACCGUGGCAGAGUGGUCGGCGGUCUGCCUGACGUGGUCACCAUUAUGGAACAGAAGUCUCUGAGCCUGACCUGCACUGUGUGGGGCGAGCCGACCCCGGAGGUCACCUGGUUCAAGAACGAGCAGGAAGUCGCCUCCACUGAGCACACCAAGGUCACGUUUGACGGCGGCAAGUUCGCCAGUCUUGUCAUCAACCAAGUCACUCCCGACGACUCUGGCAAGUACAGCAUCAACGUGCGGAACAAGUACGGCGGAGAGUUCGUCGAGAUCACCGUCAGUGUCUACAGGCACGGUGAGAAGAUCCCAGAGCCCAAACUGGGACAACCCAAAAUGCCUGCCGCCACGCCAGCUGCUACACCUGCAGCCACGCCUGUGCCGAGGUCCCCUGCUCCGCCUUCCAAGACCCCCACCCCCACCCCCUCCAAGUCUCAGACCCCAGCGCCAUCCGUGAAGAGCCCAGGCUCCACCCCCGCUUCCACCCCGGUCCCCAAAUCUCCAACCCCGGUCCCCAAAUCUCCAACCCCGACUCCAAAGUCUCCAACCCCGACUCCAUCUCGUGGCGUCAAGUCGCCCACCCCGCCCAGAUUCAUGAAGUCUCCGACCCCACCCAGGAAGUAAACAGCGGUGGUGACGUCCAAGGGGGAAAAGUUUGCUGUUAGCAAAGCUGAUUUAUAGCAUGAGUGUGAAACCAUCAGCUGUUAAAGUUUAUGUAGAUGUAGUCGCUGUUAAAAGUCCCACUUUCUGAACUUCUGGACUACCACUGACAAAGAACGGGCUUCUCACCAGUUUGAAGGGUUUUUUCUUUAAUUCUCUCUGUGUUUCCGAGAACAAGUUGCAGAAUAUAAACCUGCAAAAGAGGGACUUUGACAGUGGCGAACAUGCAGUAGAUGUCCCGUCCAGCUGUUUCAUGUCAACUGUGCUUCACAGGAGGGAAAAAGCACAAAAACUAAGAAAAAUAUAAAACCAGGGUAGAUGUUGAUGUUCUGUGUUUGAAAAGCUGCACCUUCCACUACGCUACAUUAGUGGAACGCCUGUUUACAUUUAUUUUUUGUGGCUGUUAAAGGAUAAUUCCCACUUAUUACAACUUGGUUCAUAUUUUCACAGUUUAAUCAGUGACAGAUCAAGAAAUAUGACAUUUAUUUGGAAAAGAAAAGGAGGGCUGGCGGUAAAAACUAUUUCCCAGGCUGUUCGCCGUACACAUCUCGAUUUACUGACUUAUCGUAGUUGUGCACAGAGUGUCCUGUACAGUCAGGGAUUAUUACCGGCAUUUCCAAAUAAAUUAGUUUGGAUUAUUUUCUAACCUGUCCAAUCAUGUUUCUAUCCCUUCUAUCCGUAGUGAUGUCACCGCGUUCCGGUGAGUACAAAGUCAUAACUGCUAAAAAAAAAAAAAAUAUGACCAAAAUUGUUGUCAACCGAAAUUAUCUUUUAAACUGGAUGACCUGUGAGUGAGCAGGUAUAGACCUGAGCGGUUCAGAUACCAGAUUAUUCUUUUUGUUUUAGUUUUCCUGUCAUCAACAGAUGCUUUUGUCCCAUGUAGCUUUCAUCACGUAGAGAUCCCAAUAAAUCUGAUCCUGUGAAUAAAGAAACAUUUACUUCCUGCCCUGGUCUGUCUGUCUGUCCGUCCGUCUGUGUCCCCCAAAGCUUUGUGAUGGCAAUAAACUUUACUUAUCAACCUC